AUGGCCUAUCAAGAAGACCCCCUGUCGUUUGGCAACCGCGUGAGGGCCAUGAUGUACGGCAUAGCCUUCGGCGACGCGCUCGGCGCAACGGUCGAGAAGUUGACGGCGGCACAGAUCCGCGAGCGCUACGGCCGGGUCGAGUCGCUGGAUACCUCGUGGUGGCGCAUGAACCUGAGCGACAGAGAGCGCAAAGGGAGGAUACGGGGCGGCGGCAUCUACACGGACGACACGCUCAUGACGCUGUGCCUGCUUCACGUGUACCGCGAGCAGAGGCGCCACCUGGACCCGUGGGACAUGGCAGACUGCAUGGUGCGCCAGAUUGCGUGGACGCCGCGCUGGAUCUCGGAGCUGCAGUGCGAGACCAUGCUACUCGAGCGUCUCUUCUUCGCGGAGAAGUGGCUGUUCCAGAAGCACCAGCUGAGUUCCUGCGAUCCGCGAACAGGCGGCAUCGGGAACAUGGUCAACUGCGGAGCGGCCAUGUACAUCACCCCGAUCGGUGCCGUGAAUGCCGGAGACCCCCAGGCGGCGUAUAACGAGGCCAUUGCCUUUGCCAGUGCGCAUCAGGAGAGCUAUGGCCUGGAGGCGGCGGGCGUUCUGGCGGCGGCGGUGGCGGCGGCUUUCGUCCCCGGCACGACUAUCGAAGCCGUGGUUGCCGAGGCGCUCCGGUUGGCCAAGGACGGCACCAAGCUCGCCAUCGCCGCCGUCGUGGAGGCGGUGCCGGGCCUCAGGGGCAAGUCCCAUGCCAAAGUGACGGCGGCUUUUCAUGACGCCAUCGCCCCCUUCUCCUACACUGGCGACGAUAUCCAUCAUGGCUCGGCCAAGGUUGGCCGGCUCACUGCCGCAUACACACCUUCCCGGCUGCACUCGAUCGAAGAGCUGCCCAUCGCGCUCGGCUUUGCCCUCCUCAAUGACGGCGACUUCGCCAAGAGCGUCCCAGACGGGAUCAACUCGGGCCGUGAUACCGACUCGAUCGGCGUCAUGGUCGGCGCUAUCCUUGGUGCGCUGAAUGGAUUGAGCGUGAUCGACCCUCAGGUCUGCGGGAAGAUCAACGAGGCGAACAAGGUAGACUUGCUCGCCGAGGCGGACAGCUUUGCGAAGGUGGCGUUGGGUAUUCAGGACGCGGACAGGCGGAGCUUUGAGGCCGUUCUUAGGAGCAGAGAUGGUUUCACCAACAGCGUGACGAACGGACAUGCAAAUGGGGACACGAACGAGCUCACGGACGGGCACAGGCACGAGGCGAAUGGGGUGAACGCCGUCAAACCCGUAAAUGAGAACUAA
Messenger RNA from Clonostachys rhizophaga, 1278 nucleotides. The record is from the annotation of a GenBank genome assembly. Lineage: Eukaryota; Fungi; Ascomycota; Sordariomycetes; Hypocreales; Bionectriaceae.